AAAGAAACAUAGCUUUCCAUCAUUAAGAAUGCUUUUUUCCUAACAGAACACAGAUUCAAAGUAAUAAAGCUCAUUAUUUCUGCUAGGCACGAUUGAAGCUGAUUUAGUAUGUGAAGAUUGUUUCCAUACAUCACAUGUCUGAUACUUUGCAGCUGGCGGUCAUGAGAAUAUGUUCAAAGGUGUUGGUUUCGGAUUUAGAGACUUGUCAUCGUAGUAAAUGUAAACCUAAGCAAAGUGUCUUAUCACUUUGCGAUGAAAAUGGAGAUGCCAUUAUUUUCAUCACUGAAUCUUCCUCAAAUACGUGUCGGAAAUUCAAAAUCUCAGCAAACAUUGAAAGGCUAUUCACCAAUCAUGUUAAAGAAGGAAACCUGACGAUCCGUCUGAAAAUUCCCCCUAAAUUUAUAAUGAUUCAUCAGGCUGAACUCUCGGAUUUGAUGAAGCUGGUAAAAAUUUUAAACCUUAUAAAAUCAGGUAACAAAAUACCCAUUGGAAUCCUCAGCAACAGGCCUGCUACAAAUGAAAUUCGGAAAGUAGGUCAUCGCCGGCUAGUUAUAACAAGACGAGAAGACUAUCCUUUUUCUCAAGGCUUCAGUAUAUCUCUGCAUGAAGUAGUUGCAGCAGGAUUGAGGUUGCGUCAGUUUGAUACAAGACUUCUCAAACUAUAUGGUCUGCGCUUCCUUGACUUGAGUGAUAAUUUACUGGAAAAAAUUCCUCAAGAAGUACAAAACCUCAAUAUGGCUCAUUUGUGUUUAUGUAAAAAUCACAUCACAAGAUGGCCGUCAAUUUCUGAAAGCUCACCACUGACUAAAACCCUGGAACUUAUUGAUUUGAGCAGCAACAAUUUAACUUGGUUGCCAGAUGAUUUUUGGGUCCUUAAGAACCUUAGGAACGUCAACCUUUCGAAUAACAAACUGAGAGGUGUCCCAGUUGCUUUCCUGCACAAAUUAGAUCGUCUCUCUGUGCUUAUUUUGAAUGAUAAUAAAUUGGACUCUUUACCAUCUAUAUUACCUUCUCGUCAACUAAACCAGCUAGUAGUGUACAAUAAUCCGUUUCUACCUUCUGAUUUGGCUGUUAAACCAAGGGGUGUUGCCUUGACAUUGCUCAGCUGUGCGUCAACAAGUUUCCUUCGUAGUAAUUGGUAUGUGUUUCUGUACGUAUUUUUCAUAUUCCAGUUUCGUAAGCUAAAAAAUUAUCAGGACAUGUCAAGAUAUUUCAUAAUUAUUUGCUGCACUUGCUAGAUACUCAAUAACUGAUGAAUAUUAAAAUCAACGUUUACAAAUAUACACAACUACAAAGUUAGAAAUCAGGUUGAAGGCGAUGGUGGUUGAAAGAAGUGCGAAACAUAGCAACACAUGUUGACAAUGAAAUUCAGUAUUGACAGAAAGUACUAAUCCUUUGUGGAGAAAUCCUAACGAUCAGCUUCAUUCCCAAGUAUGCACCGACGAUUUAGUUCGGGACAAUGAAAGUUCUGCAGUUAAACCACUCAACUCAGAAACGCAACUUCACUAAUAUGACCAAUUUGUGGGUUAUUUAUUUAGCACAUAAGCUAUCCUGUAUCUAAUAAGUUUGUUUUUGUGUGCGUUUAGUUGACAAGAAAACUACUGUAUGCAUGGAUUCUAAGAAAAUCUCAUCCGCAGUAAAUUUACGGUAUACACUUCAAAUGAAAGUUACAUUGUUAGACUCAAUAACGCUUAGGUAGUGAUUCCGUGUUUUUCAAACUCUUUUUGGUUGUUCUACAGGUACCCCUGCCUCGAAAAUAUCUUACCCUGGAAUUUGCGUAUCCGUAUGGCAGUAUUUAGAACUUGUUUAUGUUGCCGUUUAAGAUGUGGUGUGAAUCCUUACCGUAUUCUUGUGUCGUAUAAAAGCUGGAUGAACAUUUCUUGUGAUCGACAAACCCCCCCAAACAUUUUGGCCUAUUUAUGCAGCGAAAGAUGUCUAACAACUUUCAGUUCCAACACUUGGAAAUACACUUUAGAUUAGCUUCCGAAUGAUGGUUCUUUUUCCAUGUUGUAAAGUUUGAAUUACUUUUUGAUCACUGCAGCGCCAGAAACUUGUAUAACAACGAUAACUAGUACUGAUGGACCUAUAUACUUUCGUCACUUCAGAUUUUGAUUUUACUGAAAUGGGUUAGUCUUAAAGGUAAUGAGCGAUUCCUCAAAUGGAUGAAAUUGGUAGGCGAUGGAGAUGCUCAAAACCGUAAUAAGAAUUUAGCAGCUAAUUCACUGGAUUUAGAGAGCGUAACAUCAGGGUUCUUCAUAGAAUAUUCGAAUUUCGUGCAUUGGUAAAACAACUGAAAAAUUGCUUGC
Messenger RNA from Schistosoma rodhaini, 2306 nucleotides. The record is from the annotation of a GenBank genome assembly. Lineage: Eukaryota; Metazoa; Platyhelminthes; Trematoda; Strigeidida; Schistosomatidae.